Molecule: messenger RNA, 1047 nt
Organism: Fulvia fulva
Lineage: Eukaryota; Fungi; Ascomycota; Dothideomycetes; Mycosphaerellales; Mycosphaerellaceae
Exons: 3
Coding region: 1-1047 (348 amino acids)
Source: RefSeq, a predicted model, not a curated record
AUGCUUUAUGAGAUAGAACUUCCACUUCGAGAUGGCGGAUGGUUCUUCCAUUGGAGAUUAGAUGCGCCGCAGGCUUCUGUAGAGGUGUGGGCGGCUGUAGAGAGGAUCCGAGAGGAGGUGGAGUUACAUUUAGAAGCGAUGAACAAGCGAGAAAAUAUGGAGAUUGACCGGUGGGACGUCGAGGCUUUUAGACUGAUCUUUGAGAGAGGCUUGAUUGAGGUGUUGGAUCUGGAGAAGCGUCCAAUACAGGAGCUUCGCACUAUCUCUACAUACCGCGGCAUUAUCAUCGCGAAGGGCUCUAACAAGGUGCACCUAAUCGAGACACUAGAGAAGGCUGAUGACGAACGCACAUUCCACAAAUUCCUCGACUUGCCAGCAGAACUGCGCGUUCGGAUCUACGACUAUCACCUCGACACCUUUAGAAACCUGAUAGACUCCAAGUUGCCUCCUGCUCCCUUUGAUUUUCGCGCGUAUUGGGAUAAAUCCUCGAGCGUCGCGAGGGCUCAGAGGGAGGUAGACCGCACGCACGAUCUACCACUGGGCAUGCCACAACCGUCCAUCACGAAGGUCUGUCAGCUGGUCCGCCAAGAGUCACUUCCACGCUUCUACCUGGUCCACAGAAUGAGGAUUGAGUUCGACAAUAAACGCCAAUGGGUACGAUGGGGUACCGCAGCACAUCCUACACUGCACAGUGACUACAUGUCCCAGCUCGCAAGAUCCAUCACCAACCACCCCAAGCUUCUGUCCGAGUACAAGAAGUUCCUCGUCCGCGCGAACCUGACAGCAACGAAUGGAAUGACUCAGGUUGAGGCGCAUCUCGAGAUCGAUCUCCCUCCACGCAAGGGCGCUAUAGUGUCACGUCAGAAGUACGACACAACGGGACGGGCGGUGGGGUCGUUCGAAAUACCUAUCGAAGACAUGAAGACGCAGGUGGACACUCUGAUGGGCAAAAUCGCGAAGCGGGAGGAACUUGAGCUACGAUUGGAGGACCUUCAAGCUCUCAGGGUCAUCUUCGACAAUGGAGCACGCAGACUGGUCGUGCCAUAA